AUGGUUCCUAAAAAUCCCAGCAUCCAACCUAAAAUCCGUAUGCCCGCGGACAAUGUAAUUUCCAUAUCGGAUUCCCUAAAGGCAAGCGAGAUAUGGAAAAAAGCUGUCGGUUAUGACCCUUAUCACCGUAAAAGCAAGGAGGGGGAUCCAAAGGAUACUUUCACAAUGAAUGCUAAAGCGAAUGAGUUGUUCGCCAGAGCAAGAAUUCUCGGGAAUAUCCCAGAAUCAACUCCUGGAGCUUGCCCAAAAUGUGGACAAAUUGGACAUUUAUCCUUCCAAUGUCGUAACUAUCUUUUACCCCCCGAACAACUCCAAAGUUUAAUACCUAAAUCAAAUGACCGUUCAGAGGCCGCAGGUGAUGGAUUGGGGAAGGGUAAAAAAAGGAAACGACACAAAGAUGAUUCCGAUGAAGAUUUUCACAGGCGCCACAGCCACAGAAAUCACCGUAUGGAUAAAGAUAAGGAAAGGCGCCGCCAAGGCAGAGAUUUGGGCAAAUAUAGUGAUAAAAGCGGGGGUCAAGAUAGGAAUCGCGAUAGGCAUAGAAAAGAUGAUAAGAGAAGAUGA
Molecule: messenger RNA, 564 nt
Organism: Babesia microti strain RI
Lineage: Eukaryota; Apicomplexa; Aconoidasida; Piroplasmida; Babesiidae
Product: CAX-interacting protein 4
Exons: 2
Coding region: 1-564 (187 amino acids)
Molecular function (GO): nucleic acid binding; zinc ion binding
Source: RefSeq, a predicted model, not a curated record